Raphanus sativus (radish) is the source of this 1320-nucleotide messenger RNA. RefSeq lists its product as uncharacterized. The record is from RefSeq and is a predicted model, not a curated record. The transcript is spliced from 10 exons. The coding region runs from base 1 to 1320 and encodes 439 amino acids. NCBI's taxonomy places the organism in Eukaryota, Viridiplantae, Streptophyta, Magnoliopsida, Brassicales, Brassicaceae. Gene Ontology annotation, biological process: DNA recombination; DNA replication; DNA repair. Gene Ontology annotation, molecular function: DNA binding. Gene Ontology annotation, cellular component: nucleus.
AUGGCGAUGUUCGCAAAGUCAAAAAAUAUAGUAUCUUUGGUCCGAGAAUUAAAACCCCGUAAAGAUACGUCCCGUAUUGAAGUUAGGAUUAUUCGGUUGUGGAAGAACUACAACAAAGAAUCAGGAAAUACUAUUGAAAUGGUUUUUGUUGAUAGAGAAGGGACAAGAAUUCAUGCUUCAGUUGGAGAACAACUCAUCAACAAAUAUGGUGAAAAGCUACAUGAGGGAGAUGCAAUUGUCGUCCAGUUGUUCAAGGUCUUCGAUGCAAUUGGUGAAUAUCAUAUAAUUGGACAAAUCGUCAACUUUGGGUCGCUGGAAAACAAAAGCAUUAAAGGCAAAGAUAACAUGAGGCUUUUGAUCGAGCUACGUGACCAUAGUAAUGUCAAGAUCAUGUGUACUCUGUGGGGUGGUUAUGCUAAACAAGUAUACGACUACAGUAUGAGUAACAUGUCCAUUAUGAUAAUUUGUAUUAUCAGGUUCUGUUCCAUUAAAGAGUGGAAAGGGGUUUACUCCAUAUCUAGCGGGUUUAAUUCCACCCAAAUUUUGCUAAACCCAACGUGUUCAUUGGUUGAUGAGUUUAAAUUGUGUCUUCCUGAUAAUUCACUUGCUAUAACAAACAAGGAUAGUAGCCAAUGGAGUGUUGCUAGUGCUACAUCUGUUCGUGCCCGGUUUUUUGUUCUUAAUGAGAGGCUAACAAUAAGAGAUAUCGUUGACAGUACUCUGGUUGGAACUUUUGUCACCUUGGGGACUAUUGAAAACAUAGAUACUGAGCGUGGUUGGCAAUAUCUAAGUUGCAAAUACCACAACAAAAAAGUUAUGCCUACAACCAAUGUUGAUGAUGACAACCGUCCUUUGUUCUACUGUAAUACAUGUGAUAAAGAACACAUUGAUGUCAUUCCGAGGUUUAAAUUAAUUGUCCACGUUAAAGAUGAUACCGGUGAGGCAAACUUUCUUUUGUUUGAUGGCAAUGCUCAAGUGCUUAAUCUAGAUGAAGACUUGUUACCAGAAGCUGUUAGCGACCUUUUUGGCAAAAGAAUCCUUUUUGAGGUUUCAGUGGAUGCUGAUAACAUCAAAGGAAAGAGCUCUCAUUAUGUUGUUCGAAUUGCUACUGCUGAUCGUGAACUGAUUGAGGAAUUUGCUGCUUUGCCAGUUAAACAGGUUCUAAUGCUGCAGUCUUCAGAUGAUAUUUCUUCUGGUUCAGGUGGUUUAUCAGGAACUCCAUUGUCUAAAAGAAAAAGCCAAGAUGAACAACAAAGUAGCCUAGAUGAUCAACAUUCCGUGAACAAGAAACUUUUUCUAAAGAAAGUCAAGGGAGAGUAA